AUGAACAAGAAGCAAAGGAGCAGGCCGCAGGGAGGAGACAAUGGGGGUAUCAUGCAGUGGAUCCAACACGAACAGCAAGAGCCACAACUUCAACCACAGCUGCUCCAGCCGGAGCUCAACAUGAUCGAGUUCGAAGCCGACAUGCAGUACACGGUUGAUCCCACAAUGGCUUUUGGUGAUGGCAACACAUCCACUGAGGAUAUUAGCGGUGGCCUUAUGCUUGGUACCAGUUCGGGUUUGCUCGACUCGGUGAUUGCAAACGAUGACAUGGGCCAAAAUCAUUAUUCUUACUUUUCUCGGACAUCCCGUUGGCUUUCAAAUCACCUGCUUUCCCUAAAUGACCCGGGGCGUAACUUCCCACCGAAUGGAGCGAUCGGUCUUGAUGGCCAUACAUUCUCAUACAACAACUUUGCCUCGUCGGGUCACUCUCACGCAUCAUCAUUUCAGCCUUACAAGCGAGCGAUCCCCAAGUCUACCAUGUCGAGAGGCCUUGACGAAAUCUCAACAAAAUGGGGAAAUUGA
Molecule: messenger RNA, 522 nt
Organism: Penicillium arizonense
Lineage: Eukaryota; Fungi; Ascomycota; Eurotiomycetes; Eurotiales; Aspergillaceae
Exons: 2
Coding region: 1-522 (173 amino acids)
Source: RefSeq, a predicted model, not a curated record